This is a messenger RNA of Cutaneotrichosporon oleaginosum, 2550 nucleotides long. RefSeq lists its product as uncharacterized. The record is from RefSeq and is a predicted model, not a curated record. Lineage: Eukaryota; Fungi; Basidiomycota; Tremellomycetes; Trichosporonales; Trichosporonaceae.
CGAAUAUGUUCCGGUCACGCAGAAGCGUGAGGGGCGCAAAAACAUGUGAGUUGUUGCGAGUGUGGAUCGAGUGGAGAGAUAUCAUGUUCCGACGUCAUGAUGGGCAUCAUUGCGGAUGCUGGAGAUCAUGGGUCCAUUUGCAGCCCCGGUGUGCUAGUGUGACCAGAGUGGACGUGUACAACAAAUGUCUUGGCCCCUCCUCUCCCCCGGCCCCGGGGAUACGCCCAGACAACACACACACGCGACACACCAGACGCCAGGGCGCUGCUGCGAAUGACGAGUUUGGGAGGCGCAUCCGAGAAUCAUGCUGACACUGCCACCCCUUGAUCGACAUUCCCAUAUUGCUUCCAUCAUCACCUUCUCUGAUUCUCUCGCUUCCGCAUCGAAACAGUCAAUACGAAUUGAUCAUGCGUCAAGAGCCACAGCAGGCCCGCAUGUGUGGCGUCGGAGAGAAGUCGGAUCGCAGGCCCGUCGACCCCACCCCUAUCAUCCAGCUCAAAGUCAAGACGGACAAGGGCGAGGAGAUUACGCCCUUGGGCAAUGACGGCAAGGGCAGAAGCAACGGACAGCUGUAUAUGCAGAACCCAUACUACUUCCUCUUUGCAUGCCUCGUGGGCGGCGACGAUCAAGACUCUGAAUUGCACGUCAUUGACGAUGGUCGCACUCGUUUCCUCACGGGCACCCCCGUUUCCUCCCUCUACCACCUCAAAGACAUCGACAACAAGGACGCUGCAUUCUUUGUCUUUCCCGACCUGGGUGUACGCAAGGAGGGGAGGUACAAGCUCAAGCUCACGCUAUUCGAGAUCGUCGACCAAGAAGUAUAUUAUUGCACGACGGUUCACACUCAAACCUUCUCGGUCUAUUCGGCCAAGAAGUUCCCAGGCAUGCAGAAGGCGACAGAGCUCUCCAGAGUGUUCGCGGAGCAGGGCCUGAAGAUCCGUGUUCGUAAAGACCCACGCCCCGCAGGGCGAAACAAGCCUGGCGGCAAACGGCCAAAGAGUGCAGGAAUGUCGGAUGACGAGGACCCGUACAACCAGAAGCGCCAUCGCCCGGGAAGCCAGCCUGCCUACGGCCACCUCGGACUUGAAGGUCCACGCUAUCCCCACGAUCCUCCGUACGCGAGUUACCCUCCCCCUCCUAACGGUGGUUACUAUAACCAGUACGGCCACGGCGGAGGUGGUGGUCCCAUGCCGCCCCCGCCUCCUCCGCCCGCAUUCGAUGGAUACAGGCCUGGAUCAUCCGGGGGUCCACCUCCCCCUCCACACCAUAUGCCCCCGGGCGCGCCUCCUCCUCCGCCCAGCGCGUAUCCCGGUCCUUCGUACUCGGCGUACCCGCCGCCAAACUACCCGCAAGGCUACCAGAGGCAGGGCGGCCGUCAUUCCCUCCCUCCUGGCUACCCUCCUGACGCAGCUUACGGUAAUUACCCGCCCGGACCACCUCCGCCGAAUGCUGCGCCAUACGACCCUCGCUGGGCCGACCGUGACCCGCGCGAAACCCCUCCUCGCCACCGCGAUCCCCGCGAGGAAAUGCGCGACCCCCGUGAGAUGCGCGACCCCCGGGAAAUGCGCGACCCUCGAGAGAUGUCUGUUCCCCGAGACCCCCGCGAGAUGUCUGUUCCCCGGGACCCACGCGAAAUGUCGGUUCCUCGCGGGGAUCCUCGGGAGCUGAGCGUGCCUCCUCGCGAUUUACCACCCCACGACCCGCGCGACAUGCCCCCUCGCGACCCUCGCGACCCUCGCGACCUUCCUCCUCGCGACCCCCGGGAACUGCCUCCGCGCGAUCAUCGCGAGCUGCCGCCGCGCGAUUAUCGCGACCCGCGCGAGAUGUAUGCGCUCGAGAUGCGCGACCACCGCGUCGACCCGCGAGCGGAUCCACGCUACGACCCCCGCGUCGACCCCCGCCUUGACCCUCGUGACCCGCGCGUCGACCAUCGCGUCGACCCUCGCGAUCCUCGCGUGGACCCCCGUGCUGAUCCCCGUGUCGAUCCUCGCGCUCACCCGCGCUUUGACCCACGCGCGGACCCGCGCAUGGACCCCCGCGGAGACCCCCGGCUGGACCACCCUCCGCGCGGCCUCGACCCCCGGGACCCCUACUACCGGGGGCCCGAGUAUGACCACCCGCCUCGCAGUGCAGGCUCGAUCGUGCCGGCCCACCAGCCGCCUAUCGACCGGCAUAGACCCACGACGGCGCCCGUCCCCCGCGAGCACCAAUACCACCACGCGCACCGCCCGCCCCCGCCGCAGCGCCUGCCGUCCAUGUCGUCGCGCGUCGACGCGCCCCCCACGCUCGGGGCGUACCGCGACCCGCGCGAGCGGGACGACGCGUCGCGCCCCGGAUCCGGCUGGAGCCAAGACUCGCGCCGCUCGCACUCGUACCGCUCCGAGCGGCCGGGCACGCCCGACGCCAAGCCCACGGGCCGCAUGGGUCUCGGCCACCUCGUCGACUAAGCACGAUCAGCAUAACGCGCCGCCAUGUAUAUCUGUAGCCCGCGGCUUCGACACUCCGCAUAUGUAUCUUUUCGAGCGCAUACAGCCGGAUCGAUAUCUUGGU